Branchiostoma floridae (Florida lancelet) is the source of this 903-nucleotide messenger RNA. RefSeq names its product gamma-aminobutyric acid receptor subunit gamma-3-like. The coding region runs from base 1 to 903 and encodes 300 amino acids. The record is from RefSeq and is a predicted model, not a curated record. The transcript is spliced from 6 exons. Gene Ontology annotation, molecular function: extracellular ligand-gated monoatomic ion channel activity. Gene Ontology annotation, cellular component: membrane. Gene Ontology annotation, biological process: monoatomic ion transport. Lineage: Eukaryota; Metazoa; Chordata; Leptocardii; Amphioxiformes; Branchiostomatidae.
AUGAAAAUGAUUCUGACCCCUCCAGUAACAACUGCGCCUCCUAGGCUGAUGUACCGGGUACUACAGGGUGUUCGUGAAACUCUGCAGCUGUUUUCCUCGAAUGACAGCGCUACCAUGGCGGACUGGGAUAUGUGGAGAACAGGAAAGGCUGUUCCACGGGAUUAUGAAAAGGAAAACAGUCCGUCAACGAGAGAUGGCAACGUCGAGGUAAUUUACACUGUGGCUGUUCUUGAAGUCGGACCGCUUUCUGAAGCAAACUCGAAUAUGACGGCGACGAUUGAAUACUCCAUGGCUUGGGUUGACGAUCGGCUCGCAGAGCUGACAAACUAUGUGACCCCGGUCUCCAGUGCCCUCCUGUGGGUGCCCCCAGUCGCCUUCGGAAGAAACGUGCGGAGGGUCGCGCACAUCAAAGAUGACAGGAAACACAACAGCACCAUAAAUCUGUGGCUUCAGCGACAAGGGAUCCUGUUCUAUAAAACCACGAGAAAGCUGGAGUUGAUUUGUCCGCCAAAUCUAGACAAGUAUCCGUUUGAUGACUAUAAAUGCAGCAUAAAGCUCCAUGGCUACGGCGGAGUUGUCUUCCCCUUCCGCCAGCCAUCGAAGUACUACAGGGCACAACCUGUGUACGUGGACAUGACCGCGGUGACGUCACAGUACGAGAUGACAGGACUGAAACUCAGCUCCAGAGUUGGCCCAUUUAACCAGCACACAGAUACAGAUACAGAUUGUGUCAUGUUCGAAGCCAGCUGCACCUUCCCUGCAAACGACUGUCCGCUGAUGAAAGGCUGUAGUGACGAAAGUGACGAAUGUUACGGGUGCAAACACUUCGUGGGGACAUGCAGCUACAUGAGCGCUGCUGACCAGUGUUCCAACACAUCAUCGGGUAAGAUUGAGAAUGUGUAA